AUGGGUAGUGGUGAUCAAAAAGAAACCUUCUUAGGAGCGCUGAAUACUUUGCUAGAGACGAGCUCAGCUCACGGCUUGCCAAACAUCCAUCGCUCAAAGAGUUUCCUCUCAAAGGCAGCGUGGACUCUGCUCUUUUUUGCUGGCGUCACGGCGCUCACAAUUCAGGUGAUAUCUCUGGUCACGACCUAUCUGAAAUUCGAAUACACUGUCAGCUUGGACGUCAGGUUCGAUCGCUCCCUGAAUUUCCCAGCGGUCACGGUCUGCAACAUCAAUCCGGUGCGCAAGUCCAAGUUGGAGCGGGCCAGCGACGGGUUUCGGGAGUUGUUCGACGUGAAUUUCGCCCCUCCUCGGCCAGAGGAUCAAACCGGCGCUGUCAAUCCAGGGGACAACACAGAUAUGAGUCCCGGGUCUACAGCCGGGGGGACUAUGAAGCAAGCAGGGCAGCCGCUAACCACGCAAGGUUUGGCCGGUGCCGGCAUGGGGCAGGGCAAAGGCCAAGGCGGUUCAGGGAUGCCUACCGCAGGAGCUACGAUGCCGAUAGCUAUACCCACUGGUAUCACGACAGAGGGCCCAGAAACUACAGCUGGCAUUGAAUAUUCGAAUUCAACUUCGAGUGUGAAUAACGGGACAACAGAGGCCACAAUCUUGGCAUGGGAGGAACGGCAGACCGGAGACUUCUUCAAGAAGCGAGAUGACGACUACCUGAAAGAACAGCGGCUGAUUUCCCACCUCGCUAACCUGACCGAGACUCAGCGCAUGGACAUGGGCCACUUGCUGGAAGACAUGCUCUUGGAUUGCCAAUGGCAGGGCUACCCGUGUUCCCCCGCAAAUUUUACCUCUUUCUACCACUACAAGUUCGGCAACUGCUACACUUUCAACUCCUUCAGGUUUGGUGAAUCCCUGAAAACCAGUCGCCCAGGGCCUUUGUAUGGACUGACGUUGGAGCUUUUCCUUGAGCAGGAAGAGUUCAUGCCCGAGAUAACCGAGGCAGCCGGCUUCAGGCUCGUGGUUCACGACCGCGACACUAUGCCCUUCCCGGAGGACGAUGGCAUUUCCAUCUCACCGGGCUCGAAGACUGCCAUCACCGCCCGCGUGGUGACUAUCGAACGCCUUGGUAACCCCUAUGGAAACUGCACGAAGAAGCAUGAUGAACCGGACGACGGCAACAUCUUCAGGGAUCGCUAUGGAGUCUCGUACAGUCUGAAGGCUUGUGAGCGUAGCUGCUACCAGAAGGAAGUUAUCAGUCAGUGCGGCUGUUUCGAUCCACAUUACCCGAACACGUUGAACGACACCGUCUACCCUUGUGACAUCGAUAACGAUGAAGCUCAGUCCUGUAUGUCUGACUUGGAAGAGAAGUACAAGCAAGGAACCCUAACGUGCUACUGUUUUCAGCAGUGCAACGAGACAACCUACCAUACAGCAGCAAGUUCCUCCAUCUGGCCUUCUGAUCAGUUCCAGGACAAACUGUUUCGUGACAUCAAGGAUCGGAACAAUGAAGUUCGGGAAAAGCUUAAACACUUACCGUCACCCAAGGACUGGGUCAUUAAAAACGUGGCUAAGAUUGAGGUCUACUUCCAAGAAUUCAACUUUGAGUACAUCAAACAGUCCCCGGCCCACACGAUACCAAGUCUGAUGAGCGACAUCGGCGGUCAGCUGGGACUGUGGCUGGGACUGUCCAUACUGACUGUCUUUGAGCUGUUCGAGCAUUGCGGAACGUUCCUCGCUGUCAUUGUCAGCAAGCUGUGCAGAGAAGGCGGGAACCUUAAGAGCAGCAGCUCUAAGGUGCAGAAAAUUAAGAUCUUCCCCACGGAGGAUCCUGGAAUUACCUUGCAGAAUUACUAAGACGUCGAUGCGUCAACUUGCGGUUGAUAGACUGUGACAGAUGUGUAAAUAUGAGCGACUCGACAAUUCUAUUGAAUUGCGACAACGUUUUUCUCAGAUUGCCAUAAAAACGAGUAUGUCUAUAAGCCUUUACAUUUUACCUCUCCAAUAAUUGGUUUUUGCUUGUAACUUCGAGGAUCCUUUCGUUUUACGGUAUUAAUUCAAUUUGUGUUCAGUUUCUCGAGAUUUUCAUUGCAAACGUUCGAUAUGCUGUUCAUUCGUCAUUUGACAUCUAACUGCCCCCCUGUAUUAACGAUAAAAACAGUUGAACACAUGCGUAUUACUUCACCAACAACAAAAAGAGCAAUCCGCUCACGGAAUCCCGUUUUGAUCAUGGACAUGUAAAUACAAAUUAUGCGAAUGUGUACAUAUUCUUGACACUUCUUAAUACGGUCGCUUAUCUCCUCCAUAGUUGGGGCGUAUAAUGCCGUAAAAUUAGGGAUGUAAACUUAGAGUGUUUAACGCCGUAAUUACAAAAAAAAAUUAUUCUUUGCGGAGAUCAGCCAAAGUAGGUUAAAUUGUAAAGGACUCCACACACCACAAUAUGAGUUCACGCUCCUGCGAGAUCGAGGAAUGAACAAUUCCUUCCAAAUCUCACUCAGACGCAAGCUGGUAUUCUCUUUGCCCACCUAAACCUGUCUUUUCGACAAAUC
Messenger RNA from Acanthaster planci (crown-of-thorns starfish), 2534 nucleotides. RefSeq names its product epithelial sodium channel subunit beta-like. Gene Ontology annotation, molecular function: ligand-gated sodium channel activity. Lineage: Eukaryota; Metazoa; Echinodermata; Asteroidea; Valvatida; Acanthasteridae. Gene Ontology annotation, biological process: sodium ion transmembrane transport. Gene Ontology annotation, cellular component: plasma membrane. The record is from RefSeq and is a predicted model, not a curated record.